Molecule: messenger RNA, 1344 nt
Organism: Diversispora eburnea
Lineage: Eukaryota; Fungi; Glomeromycota; Glomeromycetes; Diversisporales; Diversisporaceae
Source: the annotation of a GenBank genome assembly
AUGUCUAUUGCUGGUUCUAUCUUACUUGAAAAUAGGGACAAUGACGGAAAUAUCAUUGAUGAUAAAGAUACUCAAUCAUUCGAAGGAUUGAACUUCAAAAUCAAACUCUCGACCAUCCCUGGCUCUAGAAAUAGUGCAAUAUUGAUUUUUUUAAAAGAAAAUGGUGAUGAAACUUCAAUUCCAAAAUUUAUCAGAGGUGAAGAUGUGAGCGAUACUACUCCAACUCGCAUGGUACCAAUUCCUGGUACCCAAUAUUUCUUGAUAGAGCAUCUUCCGUUUAUGACAAUUUUUUCUCUGACGCCUUCGGUAUUUGGUUUUGGAAUUUUUACACAUAAUGAAACGAAUUCAUUCGAUACAACGCCACGGAUAUGGCUAUACGAAAAAUAUUUCGAUGGAAUAGUGGUUAUUCGAAUUGCUAACGUAAAUCCUAAUGAUGGUGAACUGUGGCUAAGGCCAGUUUUAUCUUUACACCCUGUAAAUAUAUAUGCUCUUCAAAAGAGCUUCUUACUUGUUUUAUACUAUAAUGCUUCAAAUCCGGACGAUAUUAAUACUCAUGAAGAAUGGGGAUGUAUUAUUGAUUGGAAUGGCAAUUUAUAUGAUAAAGUAAAUUUCUCAAAGGCUAACAUCGAAAAUGGUACAUUGGUCCCUGACGAAAACUUAUUAGAAGGAAAUAUUCCAAUUCCAUUUAUCCAAAAUGUAACAGCAUAUGAUUCUGUGGGUACUGUUGACGAAGGUUAUAGCAUAAUUAUGGCUAAUGUCAGUGACGACGACAAAUUAGCACCUCGGUCUAAUAUUACAGCAUCUAAUAUAUUUUCUGGUAUUUCAAAUACUGGAUUGGACAAACUUGUACAUUCAACCUCACACAAAACUUUCUUACACGAAUUACCCACAAUUUCUACGGGAUGGUUUGAAUCAAGUAUUCCUUGUGGUGAUAAUGAUUAUUUAAAUUUCCAAGUAAAUUCUACAAGUCUUUCGAUAAAUGAAAAUAUUUCAACUUUAACGAAUAACAUUACAAUCACAUAUUAUGAAACAGUAGAACUUUCUGAUGGAAAUAUUACAAUCUAUCAAACCGAAGAUAAUCAAUUCUUUGCAGAUCUACAUCUUGAACUAUCUAAAAUUAUUCCUGUUAAUAUUAAGCGACUAAAUUCGAAUCGGAAAACCCAAGUUGAUACCACUGUUAGUCCUAAUCAUCAAAUAUUGAUCUUACUUAAUAUUGAAUCAUCCAAUGUAGCAUCUAUUAUAGAUGAUUUAAAUGAAAUGAUUACACAUAAAAGAAUGACUUCCAUUACCACAAAGUAUUUAGAUAAAGAUUUUGGAUUUAAACCAAAAUGUGAAUAUAUUUGA